Molecule: messenger RNA, 882 nt
Organism: Yarrowia lipolytica CLIB122
Lineage: Eukaryota; Fungi; Ascomycota; Dipodascomycetes; Dipodascales
Source: RefSeq, a predicted model, not a curated record
AUGACCCCCGCUACACCUCCACACCAUCAUAUGGACCUCGACACCCCCCCCACCCCUCGAUAUGGGCCCAUGGAAGACUCGCCGAUGCGCAAGAAGGACGCAAAACCAGCGUCGCGGCCACACGACCCCAACCGGCAAAAGACACAGAGACACACAUCAAUGAACAACACAAAGACGCCCAAUCGACAGCGGAACACAAAGGGAGAAGCGCCUGCCUCUGUCUCACGGAUGAUGCUUACCCCGGCGGAUACUCCCGUGUCGAGCAAACGAACCCCCGUUGAUGUGCUUGAAUCGAACAAGAAAACAGGUCGGGUACUAUUCCCCCCGGCAAACAUUGUCCAGGCUGGCUCUGGACGAGCGCGACAUCACGCACACACACCCGUGACCCCACGGACGUCGCGAGUGCGAAAAUCGACUCACAAGCAUCUCCUCAAGACCAAACCCAUUUCGCAGCCACAAUUCACCAUUUUCUCUGACUCGGCGGCUGCCAAGGCGGAAGCCAAUGGAGAUGACCCCUUCGUGUGUCCCGACGCUCCAAAAGCCGCUUCUCCGCGAGCAGUUUCGUCAUUGGCACAUCCUCACCAAGAAAAGCCGGACCCCUCGGUACCGGGCAUGUGGUACAACUUUAGAGGCAAGAAACACUACCGACCGUUCAAACAGGGCGAGGGUCUGGACGUGAAGCCCAAGGUGCUGUUCAAGGAGGAAUUGAGCAAGGUGACGAUCCAGGAGACUGACGAUCCGUUCGGAGGGGGCCCCAUCGGGGGGCCUACCAUUGCUUCAGAGAUUGCAGAUGCCGCCGAAAGCGGAGACUCGGAGGCCGAAACGGACGAGGAUGCCGACCCUCUUUCGUCCUUCUCCGAGGAGAUUGCAAGCUUGAGCUAG